AAGUCUAAAAUGACCAACGGAAGCUACAUUACUGAAUUCCUGCUCUUGGGUUUCUCUGAGGUUCGGGAGAUACAGCUCAUGCAGUUUGUGAUCUUUCUGCUGAUUUAUCUGGCAGCACUAAUUGGGAAUAUUCUUAUCAUCACAACUGUAGCCGCUGAUUCCAGUCUCGGUAACUCUAUGUACUUCUUCCUGGCAAAUUUGUCUGUCAUGGACCUUGGCUACAUCUCAGUAACUAUGCUCAAAGCCAUGGCUAACUGUUUAAUGAACAGCAGGUUGAUUUCUUACUCAGAAUGUAUUAUCCAGGUCUUCUUCCUCUUCUUCUUCAUGGCAUCAGACUACUUCCUCCUCACAGUCAUGGCCUACGACCGAUAUGUUGCCAUAUGUGACCCACUGCAUUAUGAAACAGUGGUCAACAAGGAAGCAGCUGUACAAAUGGCAGCCAUCACAUGGAUCAGUGGUCUUUUCUAUGCAACUGUCCACACCGGAGCCACCUUCGCAGUGCCUUUCUGCUCCAACAUCAUCAAUCAGUUCUUCUGUGAGAUCCCCCAACUGCUCAAGCUCUCCUGCAAUGAUCUGUAUCUUGUUGAAGUUGUGGCGCUUGGCUUGAGUGCAUGUUUAGGACUAGGUUGCUUUAGUUUUAUAGUGGUAUCUUACGUGGAAAUCUUCAAAACAGUGUUCAGGAUCCCCUCUGUGCAGGGUAGAGAGAAAGCCUUCUCUACAUGCAUCCCUCAUCUUACUGUGGUCUUCUUGUUUCUUUUCACUGGUACCUUUGCCAACCUAAAUCCAACAUCCAGCUCCGUGGUAGGUCUGAACCGGAUCAUUACUAUGGCUUAUUGUAUUCUCCCUCCAGUGAUGAAUCCCAUCAUUUAUAGCAUGAGGAACAAGGAGAUCAAAGCAGGGCUGUGGAAGCUCUAUUGCAAGUUCUGGAGAGAGCCCAUCAACCAAAAACAAAGCUCUCUAUCACUGCAGCAUCGAAUCCAAUCAGGACACAAAAAACCCUGA
Molecule: messenger RNA, 1002 nt
Organism: Sphaerodactylus townsendi
Lineage: Eukaryota; Metazoa; Chordata; Lepidosauria; Squamata; Sphaerodactylidae
Product: olfactory receptor 14I1-like
Exons: 1
Coding region: 10-1002 (330 amino acids)
Biological process (GO): G protein-coupled receptor signaling pathway
Cellular component (GO): membrane
Molecular function (GO): G protein-coupled receptor activity; odorant binding; olfactory receptor activity
Source: RefSeq, a predicted model, not a curated record